CUGCAACACGAUUUCUCUCAGAAGCUGGCACAAGUUGAUAAUCCAAACUUAAAAUGGUGAUACUCGAUGUCUUAAUAAUAGGGGGUGGCCCUCAUGCCUUGACCCUUGCCACCUUGCUAUCCCACCCUGACCCUGAUCCAAAAUCAGACCCUGGACAUGUCUCACCCCUCUCCCUCUCCCUCUCGGACCCUGCGAGGGCUCAGACAAACUCAGAGACAUCCAACAACAAACGCUGCAGAGGCAAGAAGAAGAAGAGGGCAACAGCAGGCCUGACAUUUGAGGAGUGCCUAGCAAAGUCAACACUAGGGAGGGCCGAUUGCCCCCCGCUGAGUCUCAGAGUGGUAGAUUCCUAUGGGGAGUGGACCACUCUGUGGGAGAGCCAAUUCACAACUCUGAACAUCCCUCACCUGCGCUCACACACACUGGUGCACACAGACCCUCUCAAUAAGAAAGCACUGCAGGAGUUUGUUUUAAAGUUGGACCGUUCAGCAGAGCUUCACAGUCUUCCAGACCAAGUUUAUAUUCUGGAUGAAAAUGCAUUUUUUAAUGAUAUGAGGCUCGGCAAGAAGGAGAGGAAACGUCUCAACAUCGCCUCAACACUGAAAAAGAGUUUGUCCUUGAGUCUGCCAGGAACCAAACUAAGUGUGGAUUUCUUUAAAGAUCAGGUGGAAAGAUACAACUUGGACAAAGUGCUGGUGAAAGGAACAGUGGAGUACAUCAGCCCUGUGCUGGAUGACGAGGAAAAGGGGGAAGAAGAGACCGAGUGGAUGAAAGAGGGUGAUGACAUAAGAGUGACCGAGAGGAAAAAAGUAAAAUAUUUUGUUGUCAAACUUCAAGAAGGCAUCAAACUUACAGCCCGCCAGGUCGUUAUGGCUACAGGUCCAACCCGCGCCCAGAUGGCAAACAUCCCUUCAUGGGUGAAAAGCAUCGGAGAGAGCUACCCAGAGGAGCGUCUGCAACACACUGUGCACCUGAUGCACCACCUGUCAUCUGCUAAGCAAAAACUUAAAGAUGAUGAGAGACAGAAUGAGGCUUUUCACUCUCAAGAAUUGUGUGUAGUGUGUGAGGCAGGGCAGAGAGUAAUGGUAGUUGGUGGAGGUCUGACCAGCGCUCAUGUCGUCUCAAUUGCUCUGCAGCAAGGUGCCAGCCAUGUGACAUGGGUUAUGAGGAAGCACCUCCAGUUGAAGCAGUUUGAUGUGGGCGAUGUGGAGAGCUUGGUGGGCCGUUACUCCCACGUGGAGCACGGCAUCAAGAUGGACGGCCAGGCCUACCUACGGCAGUUCUAUAAUGAACGCAGUCUCCACAAACGGCUGGCUAUGAUUCGCCAGGCAAGAAAAGGAGGGGCCGUUACCCCCGAGGCCUACAUCCACCUACAGCCAUUCAUCCUGAGUGGACGGGUGGACGUGAAGACUUACUGUCAGGUGAGUGAAGCCAGCUGGUGCUACAGGAGCCAGGCGUGGAGUCUGUCCCUCAGCACCGGGGCCCACUGGUCUGGAGAUAUGAUCUGGCUAGCCACCGGCUGCAAACUUGAUGUCAAACAGGACCCGCUGCUUUCUGAGGUGAUGAAGGAAUUCCCCGUUCAGGUGAUAGACGGUUGGCCGUGCAUAUCAGAAAGCUUAAAGUGGACUGAAGGCUGCCCGCUCUACCUGAUGGGGCAGUACACUGCUCUUCAGGUUGGACCACAUGCAGUAAACCUUGCCGGUGGUCAGGCUGCAAGCAUUCGAAUCGCCAAAGACAUCAUGCGGGGUCAGAAACAGCACCAUGCUGAUGCUUCUGAACUGAGUGGGGAGAAAUCAAAAACUGAAGAAUAUAUCCAACAGAUGCAGGGCCUAUUAUGGCUUUAGUGUUAGACCAAAGAAUAUUAAAACAAUUCUUGAAUACUUUAAUGAUGCUGUAAAACUGACUUUGUUUUUGGGAACUAUCACACCAUUCAAAUAAACACAUGUUCAUCUUUAA
Messenger RNA from Trematomus bernacchii (emerald rockcod), 1956 nucleotides. RefSeq lists its product as uncharacterized. The transcript is spliced from 10 exons. Lineage: Eukaryota; Metazoa; Chordata; Actinopteri; Perciformes; Nototheniidae. The coding region runs from base 54 to 1844 and encodes 596 amino acids. Gene Ontology annotation, molecular function: oxidoreductase activity. The record is from RefSeq and is a predicted model, not a curated record.